AACAACUUCCUCUCAGUGGUGACAGAGCAACAUAACGAGAGGCUGAACAUCGUUGUAAGGAAUCAUGGAUUUCAGUGACUAUAAUUACACAUUUCCUGAUGAUAAUUUCACAUUUCCUGACAUUAUUGAGUCUGUGACUCCUGAGAUUCAGCCGAUCCAGAUAGUGGCUCUGGUCAUGUACAGCCUUGUGGUCCUGCUGGGUGUGCCUGGAAAUGCUGUGGUGGUGUGGGUGACGGGGUUCUGCAUGUCCCGCUCUGUCACCUCCCUCUGGUUCCUCAACCUCGCUCUGGCUGAUCUUCUGUGCUGCCUCUCCAUCCCCUUGCUUAUGGUCCCUCUGGUCCACGACGAUCACUGGCACUUCGGUCCGCUGGCCUGCAUGCUCAUCAGAGGCCUGUUUUACCUGGUGAUGUACUGCAGCAUCCUGCAGCUGGUUGUGAUCAGCGUGGAUCGUUUGUUGCUGGUCAUCAGACCCAUCUGGUGUCAGAACCACAGGCGACCCAAACGGGGUGCUUAUGGAUGUGUUGCUGUGUGGGUCCUGGCCCUGAUAGGCAGUAUCCCACAGUUUGUGUACGCCCAGGAGAUUAAGGCAGGUGACGAGAAGAGAGAGUGUAGGAUGGAGUACACUGUAGACAGUGCCUGGCCUGUCUCUGCUUUUCGCUUCCUGAUUGGAUUCAUUAUUCCUUUCCUGGUUAUUCUAGUUUGUCACUUGGUGGUUUUCCGCAACACACAGAGGAGAAUGACACGUAGUCGGACUGGAUCCAAGAAAACCCUGAGGGUUGUCAUCUCUGUGGUGCUGAGCUUCUUCUUGUGCUGGAUACCUCUGCACAUCGUGGAUUUCCUCAUACUGACCACCCCUCGGGGUACCUAUGCGAGCCCCAAACUUCACCUGGCACACGUUAUAGCGCUCUGCCUGGCUUACUUCAACAGCUGCCUCAACCCUCUGCUCUAUGUGUGUCUGGGUCAAAGCUUCAAAGACAGUAUGAACCGCUCCCUGCGUAACAUCUUCCACUUCAUGGGCGAGGAACCGACCACCAAGAAGAGUGUCACUAAUGUGGACACCAAGAGCACCAGCAGUGGCAAAGAAAUGACAAAAAUAUAACUUUCUUGCAUAUGAAGGACUGCUGUAACAUAAACAUUUCUGUCAUGAAGUUUAGCAAAAGACUUUGGCUUGGAUUUAAGUCUGUGAACACGAAAUACUUUUUUCCAGUGAAUUUGGGUGGUAAGUCAAGUCAAAUUUCAAGAUUUCAAAAGCAGAACUGAUAGUUACACUGUAAGGUUUCUGUAAAAAUCCAUGUCUUACGCAACAAAACUCAUGAAAGUUCUAUUUUUGGCUGUCACAAAAGAAUUACUUCAGAGCAUUAUGUAUAUGAUGCAUUUUCUGACUUUUUGUCAUGUUUUAGUAUAGUUUGGUAGCAGAAAUAAAAUACAUAGAGAUUUGAUUACUUUUUCGCAGUGAUUAUAGAAAAAUGCUGAUUCCAUCUUCUUGUAUACAUGCUGUUUUCAUAGACCACAAGAGGCAGACACACUCUAAAUGGCUGACACUCAAUUAGCUGUAGAACUCUUUGAAAAUAAAUCAAAACUAUUAAUACCAGUUAUAACUGCUAUUAACAGUUAUGAUCUUCAGUUAUAUAUCUCUUUUAAGCCCCAGUAUGUUUCAGAGCCAUAGAUCCUGCAUAGGUGCUUAGAUUCUAUUAAUAGCUGGUAGUUGGUCCUUUGCUACAUUUUGCUAAAUCUAAAAUCAGGAAUCUUCGAGUAGUUUUUGACUUUUGUUUUCACUUUGAAUGUUCAUCUCAAAUGUCUGCUUACGAAACAAGUGAAGUCCCAUUGUGUGACGCUCUGAACUAAAUGUGUUUUUCUUGCAUUUUUUUCAUUAUGUGUGGAUUAUUAAAAUCCAUUGUUCACUCCUGAACACUCCAGGUUGUUCUGAACACUGCUGCAAGGCUUCUGACUAAAUCUUCCAGGUACUCUCAUGUCCCACUGUUGCUGACCCAGCUGCACUGGGUCGUCAUUAAAUUCAGUCUCCACUUUAAGAUUCAAAUUUUGACCACGGACAAGCACCAGCAUACAUUAGUGAACUUUUACAUCCAUACGUCCCCAGCAGGUCGUGUGAUCACCUCCUGAUCACCUGGAGAUACUGGUUGUGCAUUACAUGAGGCACUAAAUGGAAUGAGAGCUAUUUGUAACAGUGGCCCCCAGACUCUAUAACUCUGUAACUCUCUACCUUAUGGUCAUCACAAUGACUUGGUGGUCUCUUUCAAAGAACAGCUGAUAAAAUUUUUUAUUUUUUUAAAGCUUGAGUUUGUGAUGUUUAUCUUGAAAGUUGAUGUAAAAAAAAAUGUACAUAUAUGUACUUAUAUUUCUAUCUAUAUGAUGGAGGUAUUUUGAGGCAAAGAGACUAGAAAGAGACAAGAGCUACGAUAAAUAGUCAAAUCUGGGGUUUGACCAUCAUUACAUAACUAUUAAUAUUGUUUACCAUUACAUAUAGUUUGCUAUUACAUAUCAAGGCUCAAUACACACUAUUGGCUGUAUAGAUACUUUCAUACUAUACUCAACAGAGAGAGUUGGUCAUGAGCUGCAAAUCCAUCCAUCCAUCCAUCCUCUCAUCCUACAGUGGAUUACCAGUCCUUCACAAGGUUAAAGCAAAGAGCUUAACAUCACAUGGGGGGAAAAUGUAUUCUUGAAAGUUUUCAAUCAGGAUUUCUGCAUUUCUAACUUUUAACAUAUAAAACAGAACCUUAAUUUUUGCAUUAUAUGAAAUAUUAAGAAUAUAUUAACCUUCAUUUUGCUCGUUAACACAUUGUCUUUUUUGAUUUAAGAAUAAACAAAAAAGUGCUAAAAUAUCAAAA
Neolamprologus brichardi is the source of this 2846-nucleotide messenger RNA. RefSeq names its product C5a anaphylatoxin chemotactic receptor 1-like. NCBI's taxonomy places the organism in Eukaryota, Metazoa, Chordata, Actinopteri, Cichliformes, Cichlidae. Gene Ontology annotation, molecular function: complement component C5a receptor activity; G protein-coupled receptor activity. The record is from RefSeq and is a predicted model, not a curated record. Gene Ontology annotation, cellular component: plasma membrane. Gene Ontology annotation, biological process: positive regulation of cytosolic calcium ion concentration; inflammatory response; chemotaxis.